AACGAUAUUAUGUGAGAAGGCAGACAUUUUGAGUGGUUUUAAUGUGUCGUGCACGUUAUUGCAAGAAAGUACAAAAGUCAAGAGAAAAAGGCCCUAAUUAAGGCUUGAAGGAUUUAUCGAAAUCAUUCUCUCGAAAACGAGGUGAAAUUUCUUCUGAGGAGAGCUGAAAAACGCUACGAUCAUUCCUAAAGGAAUCGCUUAUUCUAAUUGAUUGACAUAUAAUUACACAAAUCUGUGACGUCACAAAGAAAAAAACACGAGAAAUUGCUCGAUUUUCCGGGAGAGCCUCAAAAGAUACUUUAAACUUUGGCCGAAAAAUCGCCGAAUAACUCGACUUGGAUUGAAUUCAACUCAACUCUUAGGAAUAUAAUAAAAUGGAAAACGAAACAAAUCAACCAGCAUUAUGCCGUAAUGGUUGUGGUUUCUAUGGUAGCCCAUCAAAUGAAGGAAUGUGCUCAAAAUGUUUUAAAGAUGUUUUACGGCGUAAGCAAUCAUCGCCAACAGCUACACCAAGUUCCUCAAGUACCAUACCAGCCAGUGUUGAAGGUUCAAGUAGCACUACUAGUAUGGAUGGUGCAGUAGCAAUGGCUGCCUCCUUGUCAUCRUCCUCAUCAAUGUUAUCAUCUAUACCUUGUACUAGCAUUGAUAAUAAAACAAUAGAUGAUAGACAGCCAAAAGUGGUUGAUAUUGAAGCUGGUCCAUCGGAAGAUCCAAAGGAUAAAAGUAAAACAAAACGAAAUAGAUGUUUUACAUGCCGCAAGAAAGUUGGUUUAACUGGUUUUGAAUGUCGAUGUGGAAAUGUAUUUUGUGGGUUACAUAGAUAUUCAGACAAGCAUGGAUGUACAUUUGACUACAAAGCAGAAGGACGAGCUAAGAUCACCAAGGAUAACCCUGUAAUCCUGGCUGAAAAAAUACAGAAGAUUUGAUCAGAGGACAAGUAAUUGAAUAGAGUUUAGAUGAAAACAACUGCAAUACAAAGUUUGUUAAUGUUUCAUAUCAUUGACAAGGAACUGUAGAUGGGAGUCCUCAUGGAUCACUUCUUUUUUGAAGGAAAAAGACUCCUUGCAAACACUACUAGAAAUAAUGGUGAUGGCUUCAAAUCAGAAGCUAAAAAUCUGCAAAUCCUUCUUACUUGCUUGUUGUUUUUUCCUUCUUCCUUGUCUGGGGGAUUUUAUGAAGUCUUCUCAAAUUCUCAACUACAAUGGAAACCUAAAAAAAACGGAAUUUCUUCCUUCUUUGUCAGCUGAGAUAAUCAUUGCAGUCUUCUCAAAUUCUCAGCUUCAAUGGAAACCUGAAAAACUGGUUUUGAUAACUGGUUUUACCUGUUUAUACUACAGUUAUUGAUUAACUGGGGUAAGGGAUACACAAAACAACGUCUGUCAUUAUAUAUUGAAUAAAUAUUGGUAAUAAAGUAAUAAAUUAUUUAAGAAUAAGGCACUUUUUACUAGGAUUCUUGUUCUGUUUUCUAUAUUUUUCAAAUCUAAUAUUAAUAUUUUUAAUUUUGAGUUGGGUAGGGUAAAUAGUUUAUGAGUUCAAGAGCAUGGUAGUCUGUCUAAAAAGUGCCUUGUUUAAAUGUUUCAAACAUAGGUAAGACAUAUUUGAUAAAAAAUAUAAAUAGAUAGCUGAUUUCUGGGUAAUUUGACUUGUUAGGUGCAAUCAUGGGUCUUUCUUGUGCUGCAACCAUGCUGACUAGAAUAAUAGAUUUUCACAUUCAAGUGCUUGAGAAUAAAUUUAUGUGGGCUAAACAGGUUCAUUUUCAUGAUAAUAAACAUGGCUGCGGCAUGAGUAAAGCCCUUUGGUUUACUGUUUUUAUACUAUUAUUGACUCACCAUAUGGGGGGAGGGGUACAACUGGAUGACUCACUAGGGGUGGGGUUGGGAUGCACACUUACAGGGGAGGGGUGAGCAAACUGCUCUGUAAAGUUAAAUUUUUGAAGCUGAACUAUAAUUAAUGAUUAUUGCAGUUAAAUGCAUAUCCUUGUACAUAGCAAUAUUAUAUAGCUCUUAUUAACCACGUUUAAGGUCUGUGCCAUAAGUUAUGGACCAAGUUUUUCCAAAUACCUUAUGACCCAAGCAUGUAGCGCAUGGGCCAUGAAAGAGUUGGGGAAAUGAGUUCUAUAACUAACCUACGGACGGAGCAAAUUAGGUUAAUUAGGUGUUUAUUAUGUGGCAAGGCAAACACAAGAAAAGGACUUUGUGUUUCAUACUGUAAGUUAUGGACUGUGAAUUGGCCAAUGAAAGUGCUCCAAAUUACCUUGCCAUAUAAUAAGCAAGCUAAUUGACCCUUCUCAAAAAUAUCCUGAAUGCGAAGCUAACGUUAAAAAAACAAAAGAAUUCACACUUUUCUUGAUGGAAUUUGUGGCAUUUCUUUUGUUUUUUCAUGUAAGCCUCAAGAUAAUUUUGAGAAGUCCUUAUCGCUGCCAAGUUCGUAGUAAUUAAAAUAGCGUAGAUCUUUUAGACCUUUUCUGAGAUAGAGAACAUGGUGCAUUGUGGUCAAGCUUGGGUACAAACAUCUUUUGUCCAUCAUGCCUUAUAUGGUGUUGUUUGUACCAAAGCUAGACCCCAAUGCAUCCUGUUUAUUGAACUCGGAAAUGGUCUAUUGCACAGUGCAAUACUGUAGACUCUGUGUGACUGUGUGACUCUGAAACAAUCACAGCAUGGCAAUGUUUGUUGAUCUUCAUACAAAAUCUGAUUUACUCUAUUAAAACAGAAAUGACUACAAGUCAUUUGGCCAUUCUGUAGUUAGGAAAGAAACGAUGUGUUCUAGAAGGUUCUAUUCCCAAGACAGAAUCUAUUUAGUCCCCUAAACCUUGCAAUGGAUUAUAUGUUAAAGUGCUUUUCCAGCUGGUUUUCUAGCAUGUUACUAUACUACACUAUGCCCAGUAAAUGACAAUUAAUAAGACAGAGUCAUCUUGAUCUCACCUGUGCAAAGUCUGAUUACCGUCACACUAAUAGUCAUAGUCAUGAUAAAUAUUUGCUGUUCGCUCAUGUGAAAAUGCUUUUGUGUUUCUAUGUGAACACGAGGCUAGUCAGUCACUAGUCAGUGUAGAACAAUAGUUAUUCAAAUUGGUCACCAUAUUAGAUUAGCCGUGUGACGAGAUUUCAUAAGGUGUAAUCCAAGAGUUAAGAACUUCAAACUUAUAAUGCUGCCUUUAUUGUUUUCUGUAUUAUAAUUCCAAAUUUCCAGUCAAUAUUAUUAGAGCUUAUUAUCCAUAAUUAAUAGAUAGUUAAUAUUAUCCUAAUUGUUUAUCAGAUGUAUGCUAAGUGCAUGUGCUUGAUUCAGUUUGGUUGGGUGAACUACUUGCUAUGAAUAAAUACCAUCAAAAUGUUGCGUUUACUUUAAUAUUACAUUAAAACAUUUUUACAAACUUU
Actinia tenebrosa (Australian red waratah sea anemone) is the source of this 3371-nucleotide messenger RNA. RefSeq names its product AN1-type zinc finger protein 6-like. The record is from RefSeq and is a predicted model, not a curated record. NCBI's taxonomy places the organism in Eukaryota, Metazoa, Cnidaria, Anthozoa, Actiniaria, Actiniidae. Gene Ontology annotation, molecular function: zinc ion binding; DNA binding.